Micropterus salmoides (largemouth bass) is the source of this 860-nucleotide messenger RNA. RefSeq names its product akirin 1 (gene akirin1). Gene Ontology annotation, cellular component: nucleus; chromatin. The record is from RefSeq and is a predicted model, not a curated record. The transcript is spliced from 5 exons. Gene Ontology annotation, biological process: positive regulation of myoblast differentiation; negative regulation of skeletal muscle satellite cell proliferation; positive regulation of macrophage chemotaxis. Gene Ontology annotation, molecular function: transcription coregulator activity. NCBI's taxonomy places the organism in Eukaryota, Metazoa, Chordata, Actinopteri, Centrarchiformes, Centrarchidae. Bases 158 to 721 code for a protein of 187 amino acids.
GGCUAACUACUCAGAGAAGAAAAUCCGUUGUUGUGGAAAGGAAGAAAGGCUCAAGACAUUUCGAGGACGUUAAACGUACAAACAACGAGCGUUAAACCCCAUUUUUUUGCGGGUCGUUUUUUGUCUAAUUAAUUUUUUCCCGUUUUGUUUUGCUAACAUGGCUUGUGGAGCUACGUUAAAGCGGUCGAUGGAGUUUGAGGCCCUCCUCAGUCCCCAGUCUCCCAAGCGGAGAAGGUGCAAUCCACUACCGGGGACUACUAGCACUCCGUCCCCGCAAAGAUGCAACCUCCGUCCCCAAGUCGACAGCCCAACGCACUCGAUGUCUCCUCCGGCCAUAGGAGGCGAACACAGGCUGACCCCAGAGCAGAUCUUCCAGAACCUCCGUCAGGAGUACAGCCGGAUCCAGAGGCGGCGGCAGCUGGAAGGGGCCUUCAACCAGACUGAGGCCUGUAGCUCCAGUGAUGCCCCCAGCCCCAGUUCCUCCCUCAACGCUCCCAGCUCCCCACCAGGUGCCUCAAGGAAGGACCAGCCCUCGUUUACACUGAAGCAGGUGAGCUACCUGUGUGAGCGGCUGCUUAAAGACCAUGAGGAGAAGAUCCGGGAGGAGUACGAACAGAUCCUUAACACAAAACUCGCAGAACAAUAUGAAUCUUUUGUGAAGUUCACACAAGACCAGAUCAUGCGAAGAUACGGAGCCCGGCCUGCAAGUUAUGUGUCCUGAACUCACAUUGAUGAGAUCCCAGCUUCCACUCACAAGAUGGCUGCUCUUCUACGGCCUCCUUCCACUUGAUUUUUCAUUUUAUUUACCAUUUUUGUCCCCUCCAUCUCAACCUGUUUGGGUGCCAUGGUGUAUCCUCCUU